This is a messenger RNA of Mycosarcoma maydis (corn smut), 1551 nucleotides long. RefSeq lists its product as uncharacterized. The record is from RefSeq and is a predicted model, not a curated record. The transcript has a single exon. The coding region runs from base 1 to 1551 and encodes 516 amino acids. NCBI's taxonomy places the organism in Eukaryota, Fungi, Basidiomycota, Ustilaginomycetes, Ustilaginales.
AUGCGUCAACUUUUCGUCGCCGUGCUCGGCGCGCUUGGCUUGCUCAUUUUCUUGGAGACGGCUUGCGCCGUAUUUCCGGCUCGCUUGGAUGCCUUCGGCUGGUCGUCGGAUGCAAUAGAGACGCUCAGGUCGGGGCGUCAUCUCGAAAAUGGCCCGCGUUAUGACGAGCGACAGGCGGACGAAUUCCUUGCCAACGCAUUGGUCCAUCUUACCCGGCAGGCUAAAGAGAGAGCGGCCAGUUCGGCGUUCCAGACAGGUGCAAUUUUCGAAUCUCUUAACACCAUUCGAUUUCUGCCGGUGCAUAGGCUGGUGACAAAUGGUAUCGAGCAGAUGCUUGGCCGCGGAAGCACCGCUUCACCGUGGUUUUCGAUGCCGCUGCUUAUCGCCGAUCCGCAAAGGCCGAAUGAGCUUGUCCACGCCCAUAUCCGGCUCUCAUCAGGUAGAAUCGUGCGUUCUCUUGAUCUGAUAAGGUUUGACAAGUUCAAGACUCACACCUCAAACGGCUUCUGGCUCCCAACCGCCAUCGUUCGUCCUUACUUCAAUCCCAUUAAUACCGCACUUCUCCGCUUCCGAGUGGUCUACCAGUUUCCAACUUCGCCCGCAUUGUAUGCAAAAGCUUACCGAAAUGAUCCGUCUCAGGCAUCUGCUGCACUUCGACAGAUUUUGGGGCAGAAAGAGCCCAUUUGGCUGGCUAAAAUCAAUUCACCUGAACGGCAAUUCAUGUCGUCACUGUGGCAUCGCGCUCUUCGAUUGCCUGGAAGGUUGAUUGAUUCCAGCUUUUUCACCCCUGCAGAGAGGCAAGCUUGGACGGAAAAGGAAUUGUCAGCCGUUUUGCCAGCCUCUCGAAGCGAACAGGCUCCGUUGUCCGAGCCACGUGUUGAACCCAAUCAUGCAAGCUCUGCAAAUGUGGUCGAGCAAGCUAACGCUCCCCCCGAGGUUUCCAGAAACUCAAAGGAGCAGCCAGUAACUGUCCACCAUUCCAGAGGGGACCAACAAUCAGGACUCCAGGAGAUGCUGCACAGUUUAUGGUCUCCCGAGGGUUCGAGUGCUUCUUCCGUACACCCUAACGCUCAUCUGAAGCUGAUACCCGAUGAAAGCGAAAGGCGUCCUUUGCAGCGUCAGAAAGGGUCUCCUACGGCUCUGUACGAAAGUACGCAACUGCCGUCGACACGUCCAUCGUCGAAAGACCCUCACUUCGGCAUUCGCAAAGGUCUCCUGAAGUCUCUGAACGAGGGGUUGCAACUUUCGUCGGAAAGCCCCCGGCACACUCAGAGUAUAGGCGGCACAUCGUCAAGCGCAGCUUAUCCUCCAGCCGCUCCAGAGCCACAAACGUAUGAAUAUGACUUUUUCAACUCGCAAAACGGAUUCGUUCCGGAAGCGCCAAUCCGUCCUCGACCGCGCUACCCAAGGCCAGCCCAAGAAGCGGAGCAGCCUCAGCAGAUUCACACGGAUCACGAUCUCUCGUAUCUCCGCUCGCUAGAGAUGGAAAGGGGUCUAAAUUUAGAUUUGUCGCUUGCUUCGCCGCAAUCCGGUGGGAGGAGGAUCCCCUAG